This is a messenger RNA of Pipistrellus nathusii (Nathusius's pipistrelle), 2076 nucleotides long. NCBI's taxonomy places the organism in Eukaryota, Metazoa, Chordata, Mammalia, Chiroptera, Vespertilionidae. The record is from the annotation of a GenBank genome assembly.
AUGGACCCAAAUCAAGAUUUAAAUAAGACAGCAGAGACACAACCAUCAAAGCAAGAAAAAAGUAAAUGCUGCGAUGGAUUCAAGAUAUUCUUGGCAGCCCUCUCAUUCACCUUUAUUUCCAGGGCACUAAGUGGAGCCAUUAUGAAAAGUUCCAUCACCCAAAUAGAAAGGAGAUUUGACUUAACAUCUUCUGUUGCAGGCUUAAUUGAUGGAAGCUUUGAAAUUGGAAAUUUGUUUGUGAUUGUAUUUGUGAGUUACUUUGGAUCCAAACUACAUAGACCAAAAGUAAUUGGAAUUGGUUGCUUUAUUAUGGGAAUUGGAAGUAUUUUGACCGCUCUACCACAUUUCUUCAUGGGAUAUUACAGGUAUUCUAAAGAAGCCUAUUUUAAUCCACAAGAGAACUCAACAUCAAGCUUAGCAACCUGUUCUAUUAAUCAAAAUCUGUUACACAAAACAUCACCUGAGAAAGAGGGAAAAGGUUGGGAAAAGGAUUCUGACUCAUAUAUAUGGGUAUAUGUCCUAAUGGGUAAUUUGCUUCGUGGAAUUGGAGAAAGCCCCAUACAACCCUUAGGGAUUUCUUAUCUGGAUGAUUUUGCUAAAGAAGGAGAGACUUCUUUUUAUAUGGGUAUUUUGCUUUCAAUAGCAAUGAUUGGUCCAAUCCUUGGCUUUACAGUGGGAUCUGUGUUUUCUAAGAUGUAUGUGGAUAUUGGAUAUGUAGAUCUGAGCAAUAUCAGAAUCACUCCUAAGGACUCUCGUUGGGUUGGUGCUUGGUGGCUUAGUUUCCUUUUUGCUGGACUGUUAUCCGUUAUGUCUUCCAUACCAUUUUUUUUCCUGCCCAAAAAUCUGGAUAAACCACAGAAAAAAAGGAAAAUUUCAGUAUCUUUGCAUGUGUUUAAAACAAAUGAGGAAAGGAGUCAAAUGACUAUUCCAAUAGACCCUGGGCAAAAGGUGACUGAAAACAUAACUGGUUUUCUCCAGUCCUUAAAAAGUAUCCUUACCAAUCCCUUAUAUGUUUUAUUUUUGUUUUUGACAUUGAUACAAUUCAGUGCCUAUAUUGGUAUUAUUACUUUUGUCUUCAAAUACAUAGAACAACAAUAUGGUCAGUCAGCAUCUUCAACCAACAUAGUGCUUGGAUUCAUAACCAUACCAACUAUUGCCUCUGGAAUGUUUACAGGAGGAUAUAUCAUUAGAAAAUUCAAAUUUACCUUGCUUGGAACUGCCAAAUACCUAUUUUGUAUCAAUAUAUUGACCCUCCUACUUUACCUAUUAAAUUUUGCACUAAUCUGUGAAAACAAAUCGGUUGCUGGCCUGACCUUGACCUAUGAUGGAAAUAAUCCAGUGUCAUCUCACAUAAAUGUACCGCUUUCUUAUUGCAACUCAGACUGCAAUUGUGAUGAAAGUGAAUGGGAACCAGUCUGUGGGGACAAUGGAAUAACUUACAUAUCACCUUGUCUAGCAGGAUGUAAAUCUUCAAGUGGUAAUAAAAAAUCUAUGGUGUUUUAUAACUGUAGUUGUGUAGAAGCAACUGGUUUCCAGAACAAAAGCAACUCAGUGAUUUUGGGUGCAUGCCCAAGAGAUGGUCAGUGUAUAAAAAAAUUUUAUAUGUAUAUAGUAGUGCAAAUCCUGAAUUCUUUUACCUCUUCAUUGGGAUCGGUCUCAACUAUCAUGCUGGUUUAUAAAAAUGUUCAACCUGAACUGAAAUCACUUGCAGUGGGUUUCCAUACACUUACUAUCCGAGCACUCGGAGGAAUUCUAGCUCCUAUAUAUUUUGGGGCUCUGAUUGAUAGAUCAUGUAUGAAGUGGUCCAUCAGUAGCUCUGGGAAGCAAGGUUCUUGUAGGAUCUAUAAUUCCAGUCUUUAUGGAAAGACCUUCUUGGGCUUGAUUGAGAGCUUAAAAUUCACAACAGUUAUUUUGUUUAUUAUAUUUAUUUAUGCUAUGAAAAAAGUAUAUAAAGAAAAAGAUACCAAGGCAUCAGAAAAUAGAAGAAAAUCUGUGAAUGAAGCAAAUGUGGAAUUCUUAAAUAAUGAUGUUUAUUUUGAACCUUCUGCCAAAGCCAACUGUGAAUCACAUAUGUAA